This is a messenger RNA of Malassezia globosa CBS 7966, 813 nucleotides long. RefSeq lists its product as uncharacterized. The record is from RefSeq and is a predicted model, not a curated record. The transcript has a single exon. The coding region runs from base 1 to 813 and encodes 270 amino acids. NCBI's taxonomy places the organism in Eukaryota, Fungi, Basidiomycota, Malasseziomycetes, Malasseziales, Malasseziaceae.
AUGAUCUCAGCAGCCCAGUGUUUUGCUCUACUGGCCGUGUUUUUCUCAGUGGCGCUUGCCUCUGUGCCUGCCAUUGAAAGAAACGAAAUCCAACAUGUAGCUAAAGCGGAACCCUGGCGAGUCACUACGCCGGAAUCAGACCGCGUGGAUAAGCACGUACAGCUCUGCUCCGACGAGAAUCGAGGCACACAGUGGCGGCGUGGAUGGGCCGAUCCUGCGGAACACGGGGGAUCCAUGCUCGAUUUGGUUGGAAAUGGGUUUCGAGAACCCAUAAACGUGAUCAUAUCAGGCGCAUCUGACCAGAGUCUCAUGAGUGAUCAAGGACUAUUGGAUUAUUCCAGGUCAAUUGGGUUCUCCUUCGAGUGCCUGCAUCUUCAUGCUGGAGGAUUACAGCAUGCCAAUCUCGGAGACGGCCAGGGGUAUGUGCCGCAAUUGUACGAAUACCGAAGUAUCUUUUCGCCAAGAUCGCCAGGUGCUUGGAUCGGCGCGUGCUGGGAAAGCCUAGCGGGUGGCAAUCAUUUCCGGGCUUGGCGCCAGAACGGCUCUUUAGCAAACACGGGCGCGUGGUUCUUGGCCGUGUCGAAGGAGGAAGAUGUAACCAAGAGCCACACGAUUUCAACCAAUGGCUAUGAUGUGGGUCGCGAUCUGCUGGUUCAUGCUGCAACGAAAGGAGGCAGGUUUCUCGGUCAGUCGUGGAAAGCUACAGUCGAAUGGAAAGAGGGACUGCUACGUCCAGGAAAGCAAGGGAUUAACCAUAACAUUUCUAUCGAUGGUCGCGUGGCCAUUCUUACUGUUCACAAAUCCAGGCUCUAG